AUGUAUUCAUUCAUUCAGAUUCAUGGAAAGGAAGAUGUCAAACCAGUCGAUCGCGAACGGCGACAACUCAUUCGCCAGGUGGCGAUGAUCAAAGCUGGAAGGGCCAGAAAGAUUAAAACUGCACGCAAUCGACCUUUGCCACGCAACCCAAUUGUCUCUUUACCUAUUAAUCCAAUGCUACUGGAAACUCAGCAACCACAGUUACUUUAUAAAGAGCUAGGAUCAGGUCGCCGAGAUCCUUUUACCGCUUAUCCUGUGCAAAUGUCUCUUCGCAUGCACGAAAUUAUUGAGCAGCUUUACGUCGACCCAAAAAAACACUUUUGCGGCUUCCGUUACUUCUGGCUUCCCAUAGCCAUGGGAGACCCUGCUGCAUUCCAUCAGCUACUUUGUAAUGUUUCGUUAGCAGCCGCAAAAUUCACAGGAUCUCCAGAAAGAAACAAGGAAGAGUCAGUUAUUCACCAUAAUGCAGCAAUAAACAACGUCUUGAGUCGUCUAAGAGUGACUGGUAAGGAGCAGGCCGCCAGCCUUGUCCUUCCCAUUCUUGCUCUUGCCCAGCAUGCCAAUAUGUACCGCGACGCUGCAAAAUUUGAAGUGCACUUUACAGCUCUUGAAAAAGUGGUACAAAUUGGUGGCGGCCUUGAAAAUAUGACACUGGAACCUUAUACUCGCCUUCUGCUACUCUUUGUCGAAGUGAAUUCUCGCGCUCGGAAUGACAGCCUUCCAUUGUUUCCCCUACCAGUUGACCUCUUGGGAUCUUUUCAAAUCAGCUCCGCCAAUAUUGAGGAUACAGUUUAUAGAGAUCUCAUCUUGAUAUCGCCGUUUAGAUCACUUUUCCCAGAUGGCAUGGACUCGUUUGCUCAAACAUUGUGCGAUACGAAGAGCCUAGGAGAAAAAUUAAACUCCCAAAUAUUCAGCAGUUCUAUAAUUACACAGAGUCUAAGAGAUGCCACGAGGAUUUCUGCUCUUCUGGGUCUAGCAGCAGUCCGAAGACGAUUUUUAGCCUUUCAAGUUUUCAUCGAUAUUCACCUCGCAAAAUUAAAGGAUCUCCUAAACUUUCUAUUCCCCAUGGUUCUUUGUCAUGAAGAAAGCAACGGAAUCAUAUUAUUUUGGCAGUUCUUCAUGGGAGGUAUGGAGGCAGCUGACCCUGAGGACUGGUCAUGGUUUGCAACUGGCAUUUCGAUGUUAGCAACCCAACUUGAAGUUGAAUCCUGGGCAGCCGCAAUGACGAUCCUUCGGAGCAUUUUCUGGAUUGAUUCAGUGCAUUCUUCGCGAGGCCGUGCGUUAUGGGAUGCGUCCCAGAGUAUCAUGACUUUACUCUAG
Molecule: messenger RNA, 1320 nt
Organism: Trichoderma harzianum CBS 226.95
Lineage: Eukaryota; Fungi; Ascomycota; Sordariomycetes; Hypocreales; Hypocreaceae
Exons: 3
Coding region: 1-1320 (439 amino acids)
Source: RefSeq, a predicted model, not a curated record